AUGCAGAGGAUCCCUCGUAACCCUGAGCUCCCCUGGGUGCUGCUGCCUCCAACAUGGGUGUUGACUGAAUGGAAGAGAGGACGCACUGGUGAGGAUUCAAACCUGCAGCGCAACCCAACACAUUCUUCCUGGACCAUGAUUCUGCAGCCCAGGACGUUGUUUGUGUUGCUGGCCCACGCACAUGUUCUAGUGUCUUUGAGGACUAAUGGGGAAGUGCGGGGCAACGAGGACGCGCACUCCGCCAGGACUUUCCACGCGUCGCUGCGGGAGAGUCACCCGAGCAGAGCCAGGGACCGUGCGCUCUCGGCGGGGCAUGCCACAGGUGCCUCCCCGGCGGAGAGGGCCAUCUCCAGGGGGAUCCUCAACUCCACUCACCCCUGGAGGAGAGCCUCACCCGCGGGGGAGACGAGGCGAGUGGGACACAACAAACGCGACUUCAAUAGGACCGUGACGCCCGUGGAGGAUCCCCACGCCGUGGCACAUUGGGACGCGACGCGCCGCCACAGUAAGAGGAUAAAGUUGAAUGGCGCUCUUGAUAGUACGAGGACGCCAGCAGGUGGACACUACAAUGCGGCUAAGUCCUCCUCAAUGGGCCUGGGAGGAGGGGGCCCCGAGGAGGGCGACAGGCACAAGAGGGGCACAAAAGACGAGCAGAAGAAAGGAUGGAAGAGGGGGAGAAGCCGGCUGAACAAAGGCGGGUUGCCUCUGGCCCAACCUCACACGUUGCCGUGGGAACCCAUCCCCAAGCCGGUGGCCCUCACCUCCACCGACAUGCCCUUUGACCUCUUCACCAGGAGGCCCGAGCACUUCACGUUCAGGGAGGAGAACCCCUGGGAUGCCACGCCGAUCACACCCCCCAGCUCGCAGGACUUCGGCGGCGACGAGAUCAAGAACCCCUUCUACCCGGUGACCAGCGAGACCUACGGCGCGUACGCCAUCACCUGCGUGUCCGGGGUCAUCUUCCUGGUGGGCAUAGCGGGCAACAUCGCCAUCCUGUGCAUCGUGUGCCAGAACUACUACAUGAAGAGCAUCUCCAACUCUCUGCUGGCCAACUUGGCCGUGUGGGAUUUUGUGCUCAUCCUCUUCUGCCUGCCCAUGGUGGUGUUCCACGAGCUGACCAAGUCCUGGCUGCUGGGGGAGUUCACCUGCAAAGUGGUGCCAUAUGUGGAGGUGGCGUCUCUGGGCGUGACCACCUUCACCCUGUGCGCUCUGUGCAUCGACCGCUUCCGCGCAGCCACCAACGUCCAGAUGUACUACGAGAUGAUCGAGAACUGCACGUCGACCACUGCCAAGCUCGCCGUCAUCUGGAUCGGCGCCCUCCUAUUGGCCCUCCCGGAGCUCCUCAUCCGACAGCUGGUGACGGAGGACACGGGAAUCCCGGGCGAGCUUCCCGUGGAACGCUGCAUCAUCAGGAUAUCCACCUCGCUUCCUGACAUUCUCUACGUGCUGGGCCUGACCUACGAGGGCGCUCGUCUGUGGUGGUGCUUCGGCUGCUACUUUUGUUUGCCCACCCUCUUCACCAUCGGGUGCUCGUUGGUUACGGCGCGCAAGAUCCGGCGCGCCGAGCAGGCCAGUGUGCGCAGCAACAAGAAGCAGAUUCGGCUGGAGAGCCAGAUGAACUGCACCGUUGUGGCGCUGGCAAUUGUCUACGGUGCGUGCGUGGUGCCUGAGAACAUCUGCAACAUAGUGUCUGCAUACAUGGCGGCCGGUGUUCCCGAGCACACCAUGUCCAUCCUCCAUCUUCUCUCCCAGCUGCUGCUCUUCUGCCGGGCCGCCGUGACGCCGGCGCUGCUGCUCCUCCUGUGCCGUCCUCUGGGCAGGGCCUUCCUAGACUGCUGCUGCUGCUGCUGCUGCAACCACGUGCCCUCCUCGGCCACGGCCAGCGACGAUAACGAACACGAGUGCACCACCGAGCUGGAGCUGUCGCCGUUCAGCACCAUCCGCAGGGAGCUGAGUAACUACACACCUGCCGGCUCCAACUGCUAA
Limanda limanda (common dab) is the source of this 1986-nucleotide messenger RNA. RefSeq names its product G protein-coupled receptor 37b (gene gpr37b). Gene Ontology annotation, cellular component: signaling receptor complex; plasma membrane. The transcript is spliced from 2 exons. Bases 1 to 1986 code for a protein of 661 amino acids. Gene Ontology annotation, molecular function: G protein-coupled peptide receptor activity; prosaposin receptor activity. NCBI's taxonomy places the organism in Eukaryota, Metazoa, Chordata, Actinopteri, Pleuronectiformes, Pleuronectidae. Gene Ontology annotation, biological process: positive regulation of MAPK cascade; adenylate cyclase-inhibiting G protein-coupled receptor signaling pathway. The record is from RefSeq and is a predicted model, not a curated record.